GGGUUUUAAGAAACCCUUCAAAAUGCCUCCACCCGACAAACUCCCUUCUUCUCUGAUUAAACCCUUUUUUUGGAAUUCAAAAUUGCAUCAAUCCCUCCAUCGUCUCUCAACCUGAAAUGAAGAAGGGGAAGGGGACCAUCGAGCACUGUCAGUCUGUCCUCGACCCCUGUAAGAUCUUAUUGGAUCUUAGAUUUGCCACCAGUAUUCAUGCGAGAAUCAUCAAAACUGGUUUCCAACUGGACCCGUCUGUGUUCAUCUUCUUUGGUUGAAGCUCCGGAAUUUGGUACCGAUCCCCUGUUUGGGAAUUUAAUUAUCGAUGGUUAUAUGAAGAGUGGAGAAUUUGACAAUGCAAAUAGGGUGUUCAAUCAAAUGUCGCACAGGAAAGUGGGUUUCUUGGAACUUAAUGAUAGCUGGUGCUGUUAGAAAUGGUCGCCCAAAAGAGGCAUUGAUUGUAUUCCGUCAGAUUCGUGUCUUGAAUUUCAGUCCAGAUGGGAUCACCUUCUCAUCAGUUCUCCCUGGGUGCGCCCGAACUGGAGCUGUCCGCGAGGGCAAGCGAUUACAGCAAUUGAUGAUUACAGGGCUAGCGAUUCAAGGGCUUGCUUUGGAUGCGAUGGCGUUGUUCUCUCGAAUGGAAGGCGAAGGUGUUUCACCUGACUCUAUCAACUUCCUUGGAAUCUUGACUGCAAGUAGCCAUUGCGGCCUGGUCGAAGAGGGGCGCCGACACUUCAAUUUGAUCCGAGAAGAGGGUGUCGGCUGGAGGCAUUUGAGGGGUUAAAUGGGUUUGAACCUAAAUUUUCACCACAGAAUUGGAAAGGAGACGGAUCCGAAGUAGAACACCACUUCCCUAAUUCUUAGGAAGUAUAGGCGCUCCAGAGGAUUCAGACCGAGUCGCCACUUUCCUCAGGAAAUUCGCGCAUUCCAGGGAAUACGUACCAUUCACUUUCCUAUUUCUCAGGAAGUAAGCACCAUACGGGACCCGCUAAUUUCCCAUUUCUCAGGAAAUCAGGAGUUAUUUGUUGCUUCCCAGGUUGAAUUACGCUACCAGAAAAGGCUACUCUUCAAGUUCUUUGAACAAGUGCAGAGAGAAAAUUUUUGGUUCUUCGAAGAAGUGAAUGAAGAAGUUGAACGUUUUGAAGCUUCUUUGGCAAGGAAACUAGAAGUGAGCACAUGUAGUAUUGCACAUGACAAAAGAGAAAGAGGAACAAGAAGAGGGGGAGGGGGAGACUGCAACUUGAGAGAAAGAGAAGGUUCAACUAUAUCUAAGGGUGAUAUUGGGACUGGAAUUUUGGUCUAAGGAUUUCUGGUACACCAAGGUGGAAAUGGUUUGUAUUUAGAUGCAAGAGUUUUCUUAGCAUUUUUGCAAAUGGGGCUGCAUCAAUACAAAUUGUGAUACAACUAAAAGGAUUGUAUUGGACCUUCAAGAGCUAAGCGACAAAGUUACAAAUAGAAGAAAAGAAAGUUUGCAAACAUGGAUGCAAAAGAAUCAAAGAAUGAUAUGAACAUUGGGAGUUUUUUUCCACAGUAUUCUACAACCAUUUUUCUCCAUGGAUUUUCUGCUUCUUCACACUUAGUUUUUUUAUUAGUUUUAUCCAUUUUCUGGGCUUACAAGAGGCGCACUAUGGCUACCCUCGAAAAUUCAAAACCCCUGUUGAAGAAUACAUACUUUUUAUACUAUAGAUCAACCCUUGUAUCUUGCAUUUGUCUAUCUUGUUGUGAUCUUCUCCUAUUUAUGUUGAACUCUCUCUCUGGGUAUAAACGUGGUUGGCCUGAUCUAAAGCUUUUUGCCCAAUUCGAUUUUGCAUUUAGAACACUCACUUGGUUUGUGAUCUCUGCUUAUUUGUGCAUCCAUUUUUCUCGUUCAAGUGAUCACAGGUUCCCUAUUCUACUAAGGAUUUGGUGGGCCUUCUACUUCCCAAUGUCUUGUUCCUCUCUUGUUGUACAUCUUGAUUUGUAUUGGAAACAUUUAUCCUUACCAUUCCUUCUAUGGAUCUUCGAUUCCAUAUCCAUUAUUUCUAGUUUGUUCUUUUGUUAUACUGGGUUGUUUGGUAAAAGGAGUGAUGAUAAAGAUCUUCAUCUUUCAAAGCCUCUUUUAAAAAGUAGUUUCAGUCAAAGCAAUGGUGAUGACAGACCAGGAUCAAGUGUCAGUGGAGAGAAUGUAUCUCCUUAUGCAAAUGCUAGUCUUCUAAAUAUGUUUACUUUUUCUUGGAUAGGCCCUUUGCUUGCACUUGGGUAUAAAAAAACUUUGAAUCUUGAAGAUAUUCCUCAGCUAGCUACUUGUGAGAAUGCCGAUGUGGUCUUUGCCUAUUUUGUAAAUAAACUUGAAUCUACUAGUAAUGGCAAUGACAAUGGUGGUCAGGUAAGCACACUCAAGCUGGUGAAGGCAUUGAUUCUCUCAUCAUGGAAAGAAAUUCUAUGGACGACUCUAUUCUCCAUUAUAUGCACGUUAGCUUCGUAUGUUGUACCAAGUCUUAUUAACUCCUUUGUUAAGUAUCUCAAUAGCCCUCGGGAACUAAAAUAUAAAGGCUAUGUGCUAGUGUUUAUUUUCUUUCUUUCGAAACUCAUAUGGUGCAUUUCAGAGAGACAUUUGUUCUUUCAAUUGCGAAAGAUGGCAGUUAAGAUCCGUGCUGCCUUGUUCUCAAUAAUCUAUAAAAAGGGCCUUAGGCUUUCAAGCCAAUCAAAGCAAGGCCACACUAGUGGGGAGAACAUUAAUUUGAUGAGUGUUGAUGUUGAGAGGACUGCACUUUUCAGUUGGUACUUACACAAUAUAUGGAGGGUGCCUGUUCAGAUUGUUUUAGCAUUAUUGAUUUUGUACAAGUAUCUUGGGCUUGCUUCACUUGUAGCUGUUGUUGCUACAAUGAUUUUGAUAUUAGCAAAUGUUCCACUGGGAAAACUACAGGAAAAAUUUCAAGGGGAAUUGAUGGAUUCGAAGGAUCGACGAAUGAAAGUGGCAUCUGAGGCUCUAAGGAAUAUGAGGAUUCUCAAGCUCCAUGGCUGGGAGAUGAAGUUUUUGGCUAAGAUAACUGAGCUCAGGAACUUUGAAAUAAUAUGGUUAAAGAGAUUACUUUAUUCAUCAGCUAUGAUUGCCUUUGUCUACUUGUCUGCACCCAUGUUUGUAUCCAUGGUUACUUUUGGGUUCUGUAUGCUUAUGAGAAUUCCUUUAGAUUCGGGAAAGAUUUUAUCUGCACUUGCAACAUUUGGGAUAUUGCAAAAGCCCAUUUAUAGUCUCCCAGACACCAUAUCCAUGGUAGUUCAAACUAAAGUUUCCCUUGACAGGAUAACAUCAUUUCUACGUCUUGAUGAUCUUAAUCCGAAUAUAGUACAAAAGCUUCCAAGAGAUGGUGCUAAGGUUGCAAUUGAGAUAGUCAAGGGGAAUUUCUCUUGGGACCUUCAUUCCUCUGAUCUCACUUUAAAAGAUCUUAAUUUUCGAGUGUACCAUGGUAUGAGAGUCGCUAUUUGUGGUUCUAUUGGGUCAGGUAAGUCAAGCCUACUCUCAUGUAUAUUGGGGGAAGUGCCAAAGGUAUCUGGAACCAUUAAGUUGAAUGGAACGAAGGCCUAUGUUUCACAAUCACCUUGGAUACAGAGUGGGAAGAUAGUAGACAAUAUAUUGUUUGGUAAGGAGAUGGAUAAUGAAAGGUAUGAAAUGAUCCUUGAAGCGUGUUCAUUAAAGAAGGACCUAGAAUUGUGUGCCUUUGGGGACCAUACUAUAAUAGGGGAGAGAGGGAUCAACCUGAGUGGUGGGCAAAAGCAAAGAAUCCAAAUUGCACGUGCUUUGUAUCAUGAUGCUGAUAUCUAUCUACUUGAUGAUCCUUUUAGCGCUGUGGAUGCUCAUACAGGAACUCAUCUAUUCAAGAUAUCCAUUGAUCAAAGUGCAGUUGAUAUCUCCAUUCCACGACAAACUGAAGAACUUCUUAUCUCUAUCAUAGGAUUCUUGGGAACUGUUGCAGUAAUGUCACAGAUCGCAUGGCAAAUGUUAAUAGUGUUUAUUCCGAUGACUGUGAUAUGCAUCUGGUAUCAGCGAUACUAUAGAGCUGCAGCACGAGAACUUUCACGACUGGCUGGAGUAUGUCAGGCUCCCAUUGUACAACAUUUUGCUGAAUCUAGUUUAGGUUCAACUACAAUCAGGUGUUUUGAUCAAGAAGAGAGGUUUAUGGGUACAAACUUCAAGUUGGUGGAUGGGUAUUCCCGUCCCAAAUUUCAUAUAUCUGGUGCAAUGGAGUGGUUAUGCUUCCGCAUGGAUGUGUUAAUGUCUAUCACAUAUGUCGUUUCUUUGAUUUUCUUGAUCUCAGUGCCUAAAGGAGUACUUAGUCCUGGUGUUUUGGGUUUGGCAGUUACAUAUGGGCUUGAUCUCAGUAUGUAUGGGGUCGUAUGGGAUUUUAGCAUACUUGAGAAUAAAAUCAUUUCUGUCGAGAGAAUACUACAGUAUGCUUGCAUCCCUAAUGAACCCCCACUCUUGGUAGAAGAAAAUAGGCCAGGUCAUGAAUGGCCAUCACAAGGGAAAGUUGAUUUUGUUGAUCUGAAGGUUCGAUAUGCCCCACAUCUUCCUCUUGUCUUGCGAGGUCUCACAUGCACUUUUCCAGGAGGGAUGAAGAUUGGCAUCGUUGGACGAACGGGUAGUGGUAAAUCAACUCUCAUACAUGCUCUUUUCCGCAUGUUUGAACCUGUAUCUGGUCAGAUUUUGAUAGAUGGUAUCGACAUCUCCAAGAUUGGUCUUCAUGACUUGAGGUCAAAAUUGAGCAUCAUCCCACAAGACCCAACAAUGUUUGAGGGGACUCUAAGAAGCAACCUUGACCCACUUGAAGAGUACACUGAUGAACAAAUUUGGGAGGCUUUAGAUAAAUGCCAACUUGGUGAUGAAGUUAGAAAGAAAGAAAGGAAGCUUGAUUCUGCAGUGACUGAGAAUGGAGAGAAUUGGAGCAUGGGUCAAAGACAGUUAGUCUGUUUAGGGCGGGUAUUACUCAAGAGGAGCAAAGUUUUAAUACUUGAUGAAGCUACUGCAUCGGUAGAUACUGCGACUGAUUAUCAAAUUCAACAAACAAUUAGUCAACACUUCUCAGGGUCUACUAUCAUCACAAUAGCACAUAGGAUAACUACAAUUCUUGAUAUCGACAUGGUCAUCCUCAUGGAUAAUGGUCUUGUAUUGGAAUAUGAUUCCCCAGCUAAAUUGCUACAAAUCAAGUCCUCGUCAUUUGCAAAACUUGUUAAGGAGUAUACUCGAAGAUGUAGUUAGUUUUUGAAAGGUUAAAUAAGUGAGUUUUGAAUGUUCAAAGUAAGUGGGCUGCAUUAGAUUGAGGUGCAUUGCUAUUUUGAGUAUGGCAAAAUCUUAUUAGAAGAUCGAGGCUACAUGUAAUCCUUUCAGUUGGCAUUGGCAUUGAGUUGAAGUGAUGGGGGCAGAAAAGAACAUAAGGGGGAGAAUGAGACGUUUUAUUUAUGCAUGUAUAUAAACCUUGAGAGAAGCUUUAGUAUUCUAGCAUUAUCUUUAGAUUGUCACAAAUGUAAGACAUGGCACAUUGGAAGGACUGCAAUUUUGUGGACUGAGUAGAGCCUCAGGUUCUUACUCACAUGUCAAGUUGUAGUUAAAUUGGAGAUGGUUGAAUGGAAAAUUAAAUCUUUGCAAAUC
Molecule: messenger RNA, 5617 nt
Organism: Macadamia integrifolia
Lineage: Eukaryota; Viridiplantae; Streptophyta; Magnoliopsida; Proteales; Proteaceae
Product: ABC transporter C family member 3-like
Exons: 10
Coding region: 1469-5227 (1252 amino acids)
Biological process (GO): transmembrane transport
Cellular component (GO): vacuolar membrane; plant-type vacuole
Molecular function (GO): ABC-type transporter activity; ATP binding; ATP hydrolysis activity
Source: RefSeq, a predicted model, not a curated record